Messenger RNA from Pseudophryne corroboree (corroboree frog), 2842 nucleotides. It is a transcript of the gene PYCARD, whose product is annotated as PYD and CARD domain containing. The coding region runs from base 221 to 844 and encodes 207 amino acids. The record is from RefSeq and is a predicted model, not a curated record. Lineage: Eukaryota; Metazoa; Chordata; Amphibia; Anura; Myobatrachidae. The transcript is spliced from 3 exons. Gene Ontology annotation, biological process: regulation of apoptotic process; innate immune response; inflammatory response.
UACAUAAACGCUGAAGGGCAGAGAACAACCACACCAGGAAAUGCAGCAGCUAAUGCGUGUGCAGAGAAGCUUUCACUUUCUAUUUCCAACAAACGACCUGUCUUCCAAACGGUUCUACUUCUGCAGAACAACUAAAGACUGAGCAAGGGCUGCCAGCAGGCUAUAACACAGGAGAUCGCGCCCAACUUUCUAGUGUGAAGGCGAGAUAUAGGAAGAAGAGAUGGUGAGGACAGCCCGGGACGCCCUGGUGACCGCCCUGGAAAACCUGGACAAGAAAGGACUGAAGAAGUUCAGGAACAAGCUGAAUGACUGGCCAAUCAAAGAGGGAUUUAACAAGAUCCCAAGAGGCCAGCUGGAGGACACCGACCCUGAUGACGUUGCUAAUCUGAUCAAGAAAUUCUACACAGAUACCUAUGGAAUCCAGGUGGCCUUGGCUGUUCUAGAAGCUAUAGAUGAGAAGGAUGUGGCUGCAGAUUUCCGCUCAGACCUGAGAAAUGUUGCUGGUUUUGAAUUUGAAGUGGAGCCCAAGGGAACUGAUCAAGAAGCGACACCUAAAGCUACUCCUCCUCUCCCUGAACCCACCAGAGAGCACUUUGUGAUUGAACACCGGGGGGCUCUCAUAAGCCGGAUGUCCCUGGUGAGUCCGCUCCUAGACACACUUCUGCAGAGGAAACUGCUGACAGAUGAACAAUACGACGCUGUCCUCAGUAAGCCAACUAAUCAGGACAAGAUGCGAGAGCUCUACAACCAUGCCAGAUCCUGGGGGGACACCGACAAGGACAUCUUCUAUGAAGCCCUGAAGAAACAUAACGCUCCUCUCAUCCGGGACCUGGAAAGGUCCUAAAGCUUUCCCCGAGUAAUAGUAAUGCAGCUACAGCGUUACCUCCUGAGACCAGCGUCCUGUAUCUGCAGAGAUGUGCGGAGUGUCCCAUCACACUGUACAUUGGUGCCCUCUGCGUCAUACACAGACACAGCAUCCGUCCAGAGAUUCAUUCAUGUCCUCGAUGUUUAUCUUUUUUUUUUUCAAAUCUGAUAAGUAACUCUCUUAACCGGUGCUCUAAUGGCUGAUACCACACAGCACAUUCCCUCCUACGUGUCAUUAUACCUUGAAAUGCUCUAAUGGCUGAUACCACACAGCACAUUCCCUCCUACGUGUCAUUAUACCUUGAAAUGCUCUAAUGGCUGAUACAGGUUGAGUAUCCCAUAUCCAAAUAUUCCGAAAUACGGAAUAUUCCGAAAUACGGACUUUUUUGAGUGAGACUGAGAUAGUGAAACCUUUGUUUUUUGAUGGCUCAGUGUACACAAACUUUGUUUAAUACUCAAAGUUAUUAAAAAUAUUGUAUUAAAUGACCUUCAGGCUGUGUGUAUAAGGUGUAUAUGAAACAUAAAUGAAUUGUGUGAAUGUACACACACUUUGUUUAAUGCACAAAGUUAUAAAAACUAUUGGCUAAAAUGACCUUCAGGCUGUGUGUAUAAGGUGUAUAUGAAACAUAAAUGCAUUCUGUGCUUAGAUUUAGGUCCCAUCACCAUGAUAUCUCGUUAUGGUAUGCAAUUAUUCCAAAAUACGGAAAAAUCCGAUAUCCAAAAUACCUUUGGUCCCAAGCAUUUUGGAUAAGGGAUACUCAACCUGUACCACACAGCACAUUCCGUCCUACGUGUCAUUCUACCUUGAAAUGCUCUAAUGGCCGAUACCACACAGCACAUUCCUCCUACGUGUCAUUCUACCUGGAAAUGCUCUAAUGGCUGAUACCACACAGCACAUUCCCUCCUACGUGUCAUUCUACCUUGAAAUGCUCUAAUGGCCGAUACCACACAGCACAUCCCUCCUACAUGCCAUUCCACCUUGAAAUGCUCUAAUGGCCGAUAUCACACAGCACAUUCCUCCUACAUGUCAUUCUACCUGGAAAUGCUCUAAUGACCGAUAUCACACAGCACAUUCCCUCCUAUGUGUCAUUCUACCUGGAAAUGCUCUAAUGGCUGAUACCACACAGCCCAUUCCUCCUACGUGUCAUUCUACCUGGAAAUGCUGUAAUGGCUGAUACCACACAGCACAUUCCUCCUACGUGUCAUUCUACCUGGAAAUGCUCUAAUGGCUGAUACCACACAGCACAUUCCUCCUACGUGUCAUUCUACCUGGAAAUGCUCUAAUGGCUGAUACCACACAGCACAUUCCUCCUACAUGUCAUUCUACCUGGAAAUGCUCUAAUAGCCGAUAUCACACAGCACAUUCCUCCUACAUGUCAUUACAUCUGGAAAUGCUCUAAUGGCUGAUACCACACAGCACAUUCCUCCUACGUGUCAUUCUACCUGGAAAUGCUCUAAUGGCUGAUACCACACAGCACAUUCCUCCUACAUGUCAUUCUACCUGGAAAUGCUCUAAUGGCCGAUAUCACACAGCACAUUCCUCCUACGUGUCAUUCCACAUGGAAAUACUCUAAUAGCCCAUAUCACACUGCACAUUCUCUCCUACGUGUCAUUCUACCUGGAAAUGCUCUAAUGGCUGAUACCACACAGCACAUUCCCUCCUACGUGUCAGUCCACAUGGAAAUGCUCUAAUAGCCGAUAUCACACUGCACAUCUGAUAUCAUUAUUUCACCUCUAUACAUUGUUAUCGAAUGUGAAUAAGAUGGCAGCAAAAGCUGGGACCUUACCUCAAACACCCCAUAAUACUCAGAGAAUCAUUUCCUCAGGGAAAUGUGUAGAUUUUCUUUAUUGGCAGGAUUUUAACAUAAUUCCACACAAUGUGAACGUGUAUCUGUUAUAGCAGCGUGGAAUAUCAUUUAUUGUGUUUACACAGUUUUCAAGAAAUGGAAAAUAAAAGUAUCAGAAUACUGAGGAAUAA